This is a messenger RNA of Suillus subaureus, 831 nucleotides long. RefSeq lists its product as uncharacterized. NCBI's taxonomy places the organism in Eukaryota, Fungi, Basidiomycota, Agaricomycetes, Boletales, Suillaceae. The transcript is spliced from 3 exons. The annotation marks the transcript as partial. The record is from RefSeq and is a predicted model, not a curated record.
UCCUGGGUUGAGGUCGGCACUCAAUUUGCUCACAUGUGGCAUGCAUUUUUCUACUGGCUCAAGAGGCUUCAUGGACUCAAUGUAUCUAAUGCCCAGCAUCUUUGGCUAUUACAUGAGCUGUUCCUCAGACAGAUUGAGUCUGACUGCAACACAUUUCAAGCUGAAUGGAAUGUACACCCUAUCUCUAGAGAAGGACAUGAUCAGAGCCCAAAUGAUAUGAGGCUUAUAGGCCAGCUCAAGCAUGGACUAUAUGCUGACGAUUGUGAAGGAGUCCAUCCUGAUAUCAUCAGACAAUACUAUGGAACUGCAGGAAGGCCUAUUCAUCGUGCACCCCAUCAAACUGGAGCAGGUCAUCCCUCAGAUGAGGAAUGGGAAGAUAUUAAUGAUGCAGAGGACAUUGGUACAGAAGAUCUACAAGAGCUUCCCCAGCUUAUUGCUGCAGAUCACAAUGCCCAUUUUCACCAUAAGCCUGUCCAUGUCCCAAAACAUGCCAGUCCUUUUCACUCUGCUACUCUUUAUGAUACCUUUUGUCAAGCCCUUGAUCAAGUACAAGAGGCAGAGCAUAUCCCAGAUGGAUUUGGUAUCCUUCCACAUGAAUGGGACGAUGAUGAGUAUCCUUCACAUGAAAUAAUUCAAUCAGGACAACAAGGUACCAAAGAACUACAAAUUCCCUUACCUGACUUUAUUUGGCAACCUAGGGCAAUCCAGUGGUAUCGAGCACUUGAUAUUAUGAUCAGGCUUUUGGAGCUUGCUGGUACUGAUGUUGAAUCAGAUAGUGACACAGAUAGUACUACUGCUAGUGUUGGUGAUCAUGAUGAUUCUGAUGGCUAA